UGUUCGUCGCCAUAUAUUAGCCGACGCUGCUUCCCCCAACGUUCUAGGGUUUUUGGUGAACGGGUGAGAGGUGGAGAGACGACCGUUUUUCCCUCUGAUCAUUAUAUCGAGAUGCCGAAGCAGAUUCAUGAGAUUAAGGAUUUCCUCCUCACAGCGCGGAGGAAAGAUGCGCGUUCCGUGAAAAUAAAGAGGAGCAAGGAUGUUGUCAAAUUCAAGGUCCGAUGCGCCAAGUACCUCUAUACGUUGUGUGUGUUUGACUCCGAGAAGGCAAACAAGUUGAAGCAAUCGCUUCCUCCGGGUCUGAGCAUCCAAGAAGUUUGAGAUUGAAGCUUCAGCUUGUUAGUGAGGUUUCUGAUCAGUGGCUGAAUUCAUUCCUCUUGUUUUCCCAAUUAUGACUUCAGUUCUAUAUAUCAACUAUUAUCUACUCUGAAUGUUUGAGGAAUGCUGGUAGUAAAUGAGUUUUGAUAUUGGUAUGAGAUCCUAAUUAUAUCAUUUGCUCCAAUUUAUUGCCUA
Musa acuminata subsp. malaccensis (wild Malaysian banana) is the source of this 513-nucleotide messenger RNA. Its product is annotated as large ribosomal subunit protein eL38z/eL38y. The record is from RefSeq and is a predicted model, not a curated record. Gene Ontology annotation, biological process: protein-RNA complex assembly; translation. Gene Ontology annotation, molecular function: structural constituent of ribosome. Gene Ontology annotation, cellular component: ribosome; cytosolic large ribosomal subunit. NCBI's taxonomy places the organism in Eukaryota, Viridiplantae, Streptophyta, Magnoliopsida, Zingiberales, Musaceae.